UUCCAGGCAUCUGACUAUCCCAUUGUACUGUCUUUGGAGAACCACUGCAGCUGUAAGCAACAGGAAGUAAUGGCAGACUAUUUAGAAAGUAUUCUUGGUGACAAACUUAUUACUUCAGCAAUUGAUGAUACAGAGUUCACUCAACUACCUUCUCCUGAGGCAUUAAAAUUCAAAAUUCUGAUAAAAAAUAAAAAAGUUGGAACAAUUGAGGAAGGUAUGCUCAGGAGACAUCUUGACAGGCAUGGUGAGACAGAGGAAAUUUCUGACUUCGAAAAUAUGUCUGAUGAAGAUGAGACUGAUGCAAAAGCCCCUCUGUACCCAAAGAGUGAUUCCUCAAAGAGAAAAAGUGACCAGAAACCUUCAUCUCCACCUCGAAAAAAGGCAAAGAUGAAGAAGAUAAAAAUUGCCAUUGCAUUGUCAGACCUUGUGAUUUAUACCAAAUCUGAGAAAUUUGUGAGCUUUGCGCAUUCCCUAGCUAAUCAGAAGUGCUAUGAAAAUAAUUCAAUUGGAGAGGUUCGAGCACAAAAACUUGUAAAACAUUCAGCUAAACAGUUUGUUUCACAUACUUCAAGAUUCAUUACCAGAAUCUACCCCAAAGGAACAAGAACGAACUCUUCAAAUUAUAAUCCUCAAGAGUUCUGGAAUGUGGGGUGUCAAAUGGUGGCCUUAAACUUCCAGACACCGGGAGUACCAAUGGAAUUGCAAAAUGGAAAAUUCCUAGACAAUGGUCGUUGUGGCUAUAUUCUGAAACCAGAAUUCUUGAGAAAUCGCAAUUCAACAUUUACCCCACACAAUGUGGGGAGAUACAGUAAACCAAUAUCUCUGUCAAUAAGGCUCAUCAGUGGUCAUCAGUUACCACCCAGUAACCUGUCGAAGACUAACAAAGCUGACCCUUUAGUGCAGAUAGAAAUUUAUGGUGUGCCAGAAGAUCAAACAAAAAAAAAAUCUAGUGUUAUAAAAAGCAAUGCUUUGAGCCCUAGAUGGAAUGAAACAUUCUCAUUUACCAUCCAAGUUCCAGAACUGGCAUUGAUACGCUUCUGUGUGAAGGAUGAGAUAUCUCUGGUUGCAAAUGAAUUCCUUGGUCAAUACACUUUACCACUGCUGAGCCUGAGUAAAGGUUACCGUAACGUUCCCCUCUUGUCCAAAGAUGGUGACAAUCUCGAUGCUGCCUCGCUGUUUGUUCAUGUCUGGUACUAUUAAUGAUGCUCUGCUGUAGCAGCUGUUCUGGAGGAUCACACCCUUCUCAAUAAAGCAUCAUCACUAGGCUUGCAACAA
Molecule: messenger RNA, 1275 nt
Organism: Balearica regulorum gibbericeps (East African grey crowned-crane)
Lineage: Eukaryota; Metazoa; Chordata; Aves; Gruiformes; Gruidae
Source: RefSeq, a predicted model, not a curated record